This is a messenger RNA of Haliotis rufescens (red abalone), 716 nucleotides long. RefSeq lists its product as uncharacterized. NCBI's taxonomy places the organism in Eukaryota, Metazoa, Mollusca, Gastropoda, Lepetellida, Haliotidae. The transcript is spliced from 7 exons. The record is from RefSeq and is a predicted model, not a curated record. Bases 149 to 655 code for a protein of 168 amino acids.
GGUGGUCAUCCUGCACGACACGCAGUAAUGGCACAUGUGUUGUCAACAUUAAUCUUCACUAUUUAAUGACUGUAGUUGCACCUAAUGUUCUAAACACACACAGGGGAGAAAUCAAGUAGGACUCUCCCACUCAGCCAAUAUAAAGAAAAUGCUGAGGACGAUUGUGCUCCUGGUGGCUGCCGUGACCCUUGCUGAAGGAUUUCAGCCUCCUUCAGUCGGUGGGAUCUUUGAGGACAAAAAGCCCAAAGGCAGUAGGCCAGAUGUGAAACCCAUUAAGGUGGUACCAACAGGAACCAUGACCAUCAAAUACGAGAAUGAGUCAUAUGAUGUGUCGGCAGAAUCUUUCCAGACGUUGGCCAAAGUAUUCGGUUUGUUCUUUGAUAAGAAUCACGAUGGAAUAUUUGAGGCAUUGCCGGAGGGCCUGGCUGUUUACGGUGAAGUGGACAAGGACGGUAAUAACGGGCUCUCCCCCGAGGAAAUAGCAGCAAGCCCCCUCGUCAACUGGAAGGACAAUAUGGCCACAGACGAGAACGGCCUGGUAACUGACGUGGAGUUUUUCAAGCUCAUCGGCAAAUUCGAUCUGAAUAAAGACGGCAGUGCCACCUUACCAGAGAUAAUCAUAUACACAGCGGGAAAGAAAGUGGAAACACCCUGACAAGCCUCAGCUUUCAUUCCUGGAUUUAAGGAUAUAUGAAAUAAAUUUUUAGACAUAUCAA